AUGGAAGUACAGGGCUCCAUCACUAACCUUCGACACACAGUAUGCGUUGAGUCGCACUAUCCUAGAUGGAAGUACACAGACCCGUUGACUGAAAGAGUAGACGAAUCACUGGGGUUCCACAUGGACCAAGCUAGUUCCUUGGAACCGCCGGUGACCGGUUCUGUAAUUGCAUACCUGGCGAAACUCUUUAACAAGGCGCACAUGAAAAAACUCAAGAGCAGCGGCUUCCUUAAAACGAAGCUGAACGAAACCGCGCGAAUAAUUUCUAUUUUCAACUGGAGACUCUGGGAGAAUGGGGAGCCUCCGACGGGCUUGAUGAUCGCUCAAACCAAGAGCUCAAAGCUCACGCUCGCAAGACCCAACCUGCACGAUAUCGACACUUGCAUGAUGUCCAACGCGCCUAUCUUCAAGCCUUUGCGUAUGCCAUACACAUCUAGCGCGCAGCCAUUUGGAUACAACCCAGGGACAGGUCCACUGCCCUUGAGGAGCUCAUCUUACAAGGCUACAUGA
This is a messenger RNA of Suillus subaureus, 510 nucleotides long. RefSeq lists its product as uncharacterized. Lineage: Eukaryota; Fungi; Basidiomycota; Agaricomycetes; Boletales; Suillaceae. The coding region runs from base 1 to 510 and encodes 169 amino acids. The record is from RefSeq and is a predicted model, not a curated record. The transcript has 5 exons.